Trematosphaeria pertusa is the source of this 1305-nucleotide messenger RNA. Its product is annotated as palmitoyltransferase swf1. Gene Ontology annotation, biological process: protein targeting to membrane; peptidyl-L-cysteine S-palmitoylation. The transcript is spliced from 2 exons. Bases 1 to 1305 code for a protein of 434 amino acids. The record is from RefSeq and is a predicted model, not a curated record. Gene Ontology annotation, molecular function: protein-cysteine S-palmitoyltransferase activity. NCBI's taxonomy places the organism in Eukaryota, Fungi, Ascomycota, Dothideomycetes, Pleosporales, Trematosphaeriaceae. Gene Ontology annotation, cellular component: endoplasmic reticulum; Golgi apparatus.
AUGGCCUUCGCACAGGCUAUCGCGAUAUUCACCAUUACAGUCUCGGUGGUUACUUUCAUCGCCUUCUUUGGACGUCUCCCGGCCUUCAGAAACACGCCCAUAGGCUUCUGCCACCGCCUCCUCGUCCUCCAUAUUCCCUCCUUCCUCCGGAACCUCGACCUCAAGCUCAGCAAUGGCCGCGUCACAAAUGGAAGUGCCCGUCUGGGUCAUUAUCUCAUGUACGAGAAGCAUCCUGUCGUCCUUGUCUUCUUCCUCGGCCUGGUAACAGCAUCCGCCGGCUUGUUCCUGCCUGCGAUAUGGCACCUCCUCCCGCUCCACCACAAGCUCCUCGUAAUGGCUAUACUACCGCAGCCGUACUACUUCACGUAUCUGAGCGCGAAGAGAAACCCGGAGACCUUCAUAUCGGGGCUCAACCAUGCGGCCCAAAUGCGGCACUACCCGUACGAUAGGAUUCUAUACUACCCCGGCACGUACUGCAAGACGUGCAGGUUCCUCAAGCCGCCACGGAGCAAGCACUGCAGCAUAUGCAAAAGCUGCGUAUCGCGAAUGGACCACCACUGCGUAUGGGUGAACAACUGCCUCGGUCGCGGGAACUACAAAUACUUCCUCGCGCUCCUGCUCUCCACAAGCAUAAUGCUCGCAUAUGGCGCCUACCUCGCAUACAUGACACUCUCACCCUUAGUCCACGAGCACUACGCCAAGUAUGAGCGCUGGUACAAAUACAAGCCAGAGCCAGGAGCAGACAUGACGAGCUGGGGAACAUACUUAGAUAUGAAACUGCACUACUUUCUCAUGUACACCAGCAUAUACAUCGACGCAGGCGGAGUCAGUGCUUCCGGAGUCGGUCUACUAGCCCUCCUUACCUGGCCGCUUCCACUCGGUCUUCUGGGCUACCAGCUCUACCUCGUCUACGCUGGCAUGACCACCAACGAAUCCUCCAAAUGGGCAGAUUGGCGCGACGACAUGGCAGACGGUGUGGUCUUCCUCGCCCAACGGAAACUAGAGACAAUGCAAGACUAUCGUCCCAAAGUAACCGCACCCGAUGACUCUUCAUCCUCCCCAUCGCCCAUCCCCACACCUCCCCCAACCCCACCCGACGACGAAGAACCACGCACCACCUGGCCGCUGGAAAGCAGACACGUACUCGUCCGCACCACGAACGGGCAGCCACCGACACGCCUGCCGAGUCGGAUAGCUUCCGUUGCGGACAAGGACAGCUUCGAGCGCGUCUGGGAUCUUGGCGCCGUCGAAAACGUGUAUGAUCUGGGUUUCUUCGAUAACCUCCUCGACAUAUUGAGGCAUUAG